Molecule: messenger RNA, 1480 nt
Organism: Myodes glareolus (Bank vole)
Lineage: Eukaryota; Metazoa; Chordata; Mammalia; Rodentia; Cricetidae
Source: RefSeq, a predicted model, not a curated record
GGCUUAUCCCAGACCUCCAGAAAGACAGCCGCAAGCUGGGUUAGGACUAGCUACAUGCUGGUCUGGAGGGAGUGGGAGAUGGUUCCCAAGGUCCCAUCUGAGUAGCAUGUAGUAUAGGUUGUGUUUCAAAAGCCACAGAGAGCCCCGUCUGUAUUGCAUGAUCUCAGGAGGAGAAGCAAGGGCAUAUUUUAAGAGGUGAGGAAGCUAAGGUAUACUGAGUCAAGGAAGACCUAGGGAAGGAAUCUCCUUGAGCAGCUUCCAUUUUCCAAGUGGCUUUUGUUGAUUGGAAUACAGAUUGAAAACUUGGAAGCAGCAUGUUUCGCCUCCUGAAGCUGAUUGUGAUCUCAGUGAUUCUGGCCCCAGUAGGUGAUUCUCAGGGCCUGUCUGACACGGCUGUAUCGUUCCCUAAGCUGAGAGUGCAUGUGGGUGAUUCAGCUUUCAUGGGAUGUGUUGUCCAGAGCGCAGACAAGAAACACGUGGUCAAAGUAGACUGGAUACUCUCAAAAGGGGAACGUGCUGAGAGUGAGUAUGUACUGUACUAUUACUCCAACCUUAGCGUGCCUACGGGGCGCUUCCAGAACCGUUCGCAUUUGGUGGGGAACGUCUUACAAAAUGACGGCUCCCUCCUGCUCCAAAACGUGCAGGAGGCUGAUGAGGGAACCUACACCUGCGAAAUCCGCUUCGAGAAUGAGAGCAAGGUGUUUAAAAAGUCCGUGGAACUGCUUGUGCUGCCAGAGGAGCCAAAAGAGCUCACAGUCCAUGUAGGCGAUUCAACUGAGAUGGGAUGUUUUUUCCAGAGCACAAAAAUGAAGCAUGUGACCAAGGUGGAAUGGAUGUUCUCUUCCGGAAAGCAUGCCACGGAGGAAGUUGUCUUGCGCUAUGACUUCAACAUGCCUCGUGGGCACUCCCAGAGCCAAGGCCGCUUCCAAAACCGUGUAAACCUGAUGGGCAACAUCUCCAACAACGAUGGCUCUAUCAUGUUUCAAACAGUGAAGCUGUCUGACCAAGGGGCCUACACCUGUCGCAUCUACCUGGGGAAUCUGGAGUCCAGGAAAACCAUUGUGUUGCGUGUGAUCCAGGAAGAACCUCGAAGUAUCCAACAUUUGGGGUCGAUUUCAACAACUCCUCGACCUAAGACCCAUCAGCCGGUGACCCUGAAUGGGAAUCAGCUGGUGAUAAUUGUGGGGAUCGUCUGCGCCACGCUCUUGCUGCUCCCUGUUUUGAUACUCAUUGUGAAGAAAACCCAGUGGAAUAAGAGUUCAGUGAGUUCUGUGGCCUCCUUGAAGAGCCUCGAGAGCAAAGAGAAGACGAACCCAGAGAAACAUGUCUACUCCUCAAUAAGCACGUGGGAGACGAUGGAGGAAGGACCACGUGGACAAUCAGAGGCCACCUACAUGACCAUGCACCCAGUUUGGCCCUCUCCCUCCAAAGCACCCAAUAUGACCUUCUCUUCAGUCAGAUCCACAUAAUUCAAUUGGGG